Messenger RNA from Musa acuminata subsp. malaccensis (wild Malaysian banana), 1554 nucleotides. RefSeq names its product alcohol acyltransferase 9. NCBI's taxonomy places the organism in Eukaryota, Viridiplantae, Streptophyta, Magnoliopsida, Zingiberales, Musaceae. The record is from RefSeq and is a predicted model, not a curated record. Gene Ontology annotation, molecular function: acyltransferase activity, transferring groups other than amino-acyl groups.
UGGAGGUGUGUCCCAUGCCUUGGAAAUGGCGGAGGCGGCCAUGGCAAAGUCUAUAGAAAUCCCAGACUGUUGCUACCCAAAGGAGCCUGUCCUGGUGCGCCCAAGCAGCAGCAAGCCCAGGCACACCCUCUACCUCUCCAACCUCGACGACCAGAAGUUCUUGAGGUUCUCCAUCAAGUACCUCUAUGUGUACAAGAGAUCGGUGGGGGUGGAGGCCCUCACCACCUCCCUCUCCAAGGUUCUCGUGGAGUACCAUCCGCUUGCAGGGAGGCUGAGACCCGUCGGCGAGGACGGCGAGAAGUGCCAAGUGGACUGCAACGGCGAGGGAGCGCUUCUGGCCGAGGCCUAUGUCGAUCUCACGGCGGAGGAGUUCCUGCAGGGCUGCGGAAGGCCCAACAGGUCUUGGAGGAAGCUCUUGUACCGGGUGGAAGCACAGAGCUUUCUUGACGUCCCUCCGCUCGUUGUUCAAGUGACUCAUCUAAGCUGUGGCGGCAUGAUCCUCUGCACCGCAAUAAAUCACUGCCUUAGCGACGCCAUCGGGACGGCACAGUUCCUCCAUGCCUGGGCGCUGCUCGCCGCCAAGCCUGACGCCAAUCUUCCCGUGAAUGCCUUCCACGAUCGCUGCAUUCUAAAGCCUCGAGUUCCACCGGAGAUUGCCUUCUCCCACCCCGAAUUCAGUAGCCCACCAGCACAGGACUCCCACUCCGGCGACCUCUUCCAAUUCCUUCUCUCCCAGCCAUUAGUCCCCGUUUCCUUGACCUUUACCCCCUCUCAGAUCCUCCAUCUCAAGAAGCAGAGCGUUCCCUCCAUCAAAUGCACCUCCUUCGAAGUCUUAGCCUCGCAUGUAUGGCGCGCCUGGAUUAAGUCGCUUGAUCCUCCAGCCUCUCUUCGCAUCAAGCUCCUAUUCUCCAUGAACGUGCGCGGAAGGUUGAAGCCAGAGCUCCCCGGCGGCUACUACGGCAACGGGUUUGUGCUGGCGUGCGCGGAGACGUCGGUGGAAGAGCUGGUCACGUCCAACGCGCACCACGGCAUUAAAUUGGUCCAAGAGGCCAAGAAGAGCGUGACGGGUGAGUACGUGAGGUCCAUGAUCGAUCUGUUGGAGGAGAGGAGGGUGAAACCCGACCUGUCAUCGAGCUUGGUAAUCUCUUCAUGGACGAAGCUGGGGUUGGAGGAGUUGGACUUUGGAGGAGGAAGGCCGCUUCACAUGGGUCCGCUGGCGAGUGAGAUAUACUGCGUGUUCCUGCCAGUGACCGGAGAUCUGCAUGCUUUCACCAUGAUCAUGUCAGUGCCACACGAGAUUGCAGAUCGGUUUCAACAGUAUUGCCGAAGGGGCCUCGAUGAUGAUGAUGAUGAUGAUGAUGAUACGGAGAAAGGAGGAAGUGGGUAGAGUUGAAUGCUGUGUAAUCUAUUGUGUCUUUCCAAGUCAUACUUUGGAUAUUGUGGGAUUCUUCUGUCCGAUACUCGAAACGAGAGAAGACGUUCAAAUCACCAACUUUGAAAACUGUUGUACCGACUUCAAUCAAUAAAAGGAGCAAUAAGUUUUUUUAUCAUUCA